UGCUUUCCCUGCAGCCCCCCAUGCCUGCAGCAGGCCCUGUUUUCUGGUCUCCUUGGUGACAAUCUCAUCGCUCCUCGGCUUCUCUCCAGCACCUGAAAAUAGCCACCGAAAGUGGAGAUGCCUGCUGCCAGCACCGCCGCCGUGGCCAGGCUGGAGCCAGGCUGACCCGCUCAGGGCUGGACGCUUACAUCUGCAGGCCAGUAUCACACGGUAGUGAGGCAGCCUGGGGGAACCCUUGUGUCACCUCAACGCCACUGGCUCGUGCCCAGCCCUGAGCCUCCUUUCUCUUACAUCCUCUGUUUCUUCCUGUCUUUGGGUAAUGCCUUUGCUAUAGCUCUUGGUGUAGUUCUUUUUGCUCCUCGCAACCCGUACAACGUGCAUGGGGAUUUUGCGGCCGCCCCUGCAUCCCAUGGGUAUUUUGGGAAGCUGUCGACUGUGAUUUAAAAUCAUCUGCCUGGCACCCGUGUGGGGGCCCGUGGCCCUGCUCCCUGCUUUGACCAGCGUCUAGCUGUCCCCUGGGGUGAGUUGGAGCCUCCCUGUUCUUAUGGCCGGCCAUGGGUCUGCUCGCCCACGGCCGCUCUGGGGCUGGCCCGGCAGUGGGCCAGGGCGAUAUUUGAACCUUCCUGAAAUAGAAACGGAGCUGGGAGCAAGCAUGGGGUGGGAGGGGGUGGCCCAGUGGGGUAAGGGAAGAGGGCUGGGGACAUGAGAUCUGGGGGCUGAGAAGAGGCUGGAUGGCAGCAGCACCCCAGGAUGGGCCGUGGCAUGGGGACAGAGCGCCCAGCUAAGCUGUCCCUGUGUCCCACGUUGUGCUGGCUGUCACUGGGGCCGCUUAUCCAACAUCCUGCAGUACGUGUGGUGCUGUACCACUGCUCCUGCUGCAGCAGCCACAUCCUGGUGGUGUUGGGUCGUGCUCUGGGUAAAAAAGUUGGGGGGCUGGGGAUAGCUUUUCCUCCUUUGGCUAUCCAUCCAUCCCCUGUGUCCCCAGGUGCAGCAGGUGCUGCAGACUGAGAUGAUGGGGUGACGCUAUGGGUGCUGCCUGGUGGCAGUGCCCCCCCCCCCGCCGUUGGAGGGGGCAUGGCUGGCAUUGCUGAGUGACACCCUAUCUGCCAGGCCCCGGCCAGCCGCGGGCCCAGAAUAGCAGCGCUGCCCUGCAGUCAGCAUGGAGCAACUCUCCAGCCCUGCCGCUCCCCAGAUGGUGCUGCUGGAUGCUGCUGCCCGCCCCAUGGAGGAAGGUGUGCCCACAGGGUUCUCAGAGGCACUACAUCCCAGGGGAAAAGAGGAGGAGGAGGAGGAAAAGCAGAAGGGCUCUGGGCCCAUCACUUUCACGCUGGGCAAUGAGAUCCUGGGGCUGGAACCUGACAACAAUUUCCAGAGCCCUGACGCUGAGGUCUACAUGCACUUCAUGAGGAGUCACUGCUGCUAUGACGCUGUUCCCACCAGCUGCAAGCUUGUUGUCUUUGACACCACACUGGAGAUCAAGAAAGCUUUUGUGGCACUGGUGGCCAACGGGGUGCGGGCAGCCCCACUGUGGGACAGCAAGAUGCAGGCCUUUGUGGGUGAGUUCCUGGGCAGCCAGGGCAACAGAGGGAUUGCUAUGGGAUGUGGGCAGAGUGGGCAGCCCCAUGUCUCUGCAGGGAUGCUCACCAUCACUGACUUCAUCAACAUCCUGCACCGCUACUACCGCUCGCCCCUGGUCCAGAUCUACGAGGUGGAGGAGCACAAGAUUGAGACGUGGAGAGAGGUGUACUUGCAGGGCUCCUUCAAGCCGCUUGUCUACAUCUCCCCAAGCGAUAGCCUCUUCGAUGCCGUCUACUCCUUGAUCAAGCACAAGAUCCAUCGCCUGCCAGUCAUUGAGCCCAUCUCAGGCAACGUCCUGCACAUCCUCACCCACAAGCGCAUCCUCAAGUUCCUCCACAUCUUCGGCUCCACCAUCCCCAAGCCGCGCUUCCUAAAGAAAACAGUGCAGGAGCUGUGUGUCGGCACCUUCCGUGAUGUGGCUGUCAUACCUGAGAAUGCUCCUGUGUAUGCUGCUCUGGAGAUAUUUGUGGACCGCCGUGUCUCUGCGCUGCCCGUUGUUAAUGCUGCAGGUCAAGUGGUUGGGCUCUACUCCAGGUUUGAUGUCAUUCACCUGGCAGCACAGAAGACCUACAACAACCUGGACAUCAGCGUGCGGGAGGCGCUGCGGCAGCGCACUGUGUGCCUGGAGGGCGUCCUCACCUGCUACCCCCACGAAACCAUGGAGGACAUCAUUGACCGCAUCACCGAGGAGCAGGUCCAUCGCCUGGUUCUGGUGGACGAGCACCGGUACCCGCGGGGCAUCGUCUCCCUCUCUGACAUCCUCCAGGCCCUGGUGCUCACUCCCGCAGGUAUCGAUGCUCUUAACUCUUAGCCCACGACGCUCCAUCUUUCUCCAUUCGCACCCUCCAUUUCUCUCCACUUCAGGUAGGCGCUGCCCCUCUGCCACUGCAGAGCUGGCCAGGGAGGGGGGAUCUGGGAGCACUGGGGGUGCCCAGGUGGUGACACAAGGUGAUGGCUGUCCCAGGGUCUCUAGGUGGGAUGCAGGUUGCACAGUUCUUAGGGCUGGGUGAUGGUUUUGGGGACAUGAUGCAGCCCAAGACAAAACUUAACCUUUUGGCAUCACUUCCUGGUCUUCAUGUCCACCUGGUCCCCAACAGUGCCCCGUGCAUAAGGUGUCAGGGCUGCAUUAAGCAGGCAUGGGACCUGCACGAUGCCCACAUGGGUGGCAGUGCCAGGGGGAGACCAGCAGUAUAUCUCCCUCCAGACCAACCCCAUCUCCUUCACCAGUACUUGUACACGAGUCUGGGAUGAAGGUUGUCCCUGUGCUCUGUGUCCCGCAGCUGCAGGGCAGGAUGCAGUGCUAUGCUGCAGGGUGCCCAGCCCCGUGUGGUGCCCACAGGGGGAUUAUGGCCUCACACACUCUCUUGCCCUGCAGGCAUUGAUCGACACUCGCUCUGAGGACACCAGGGAAGUGCCACAGGCUCAUCCAACGCGGGGCCUCUUGCUCGGGUACCGCAGGGCCGUGGAAGGAGGCUGGGGGCCCAUGGGCUCUCCGUGGGGUGGGGCUGCCCACCUACCCUGGCCCUGGGAUUCACUCUGAGCCUGGGGCCAACUCCUGCCAACCUUGGGAGGAACAGAGCGGGGGAAAAAGGGUCCAAGCGUGCCUCCAGACUGCGAGCACACAGGGAUGCUCAGUAGGCACCGUGCCACCAGGAGCUGUGCAGCUGGACACAGGAACACCUGCAUGGCCCUGGGGGACCUGCAACAUCCCCCCCUCCCAGCGACUGCUGUCCCCUCCUGCUGUGAGACCCCAGUGCUUCAGGUCCCACUGGUUGUGCCGGGUGCCUGGGAGGAGCGCAUGGCUCAGCUGCACGCACAGGCUUGUUUUUUGUAGGGUCUCUAGGGCUGAGUGCUCUGGUAGAGGUGCUCACAGGGGGACCCUGUACACUGAUAGGGGGAUGGGGGGUAAUUUAUUUAUUUGCCAGUCUCUUCAGCCUUGCUGGAAUAAAGCAGCCUACCCUAGGCACUGUGUUGUGGCCUUUCUGGGCAUGCA
Lagopus muta (rock ptarmigan) is the source of this 3571-nucleotide messenger RNA. RefSeq names its product protein kinase AMP-activated non-catalytic subunit gamma 3 (gene PRKAG3). The transcript is spliced from 11 exons. The coding region runs from base 1160 to 2389 and encodes 409 amino acids. NCBI's taxonomy places the organism in Eukaryota, Metazoa, Chordata, Aves, Galliformes, Phasianidae. The record is from RefSeq and is a predicted model, not a curated record.